UCGUAAAUUUUCGUUUCCACGUCGACACAGUGUAUAUAGGUACACAAUAUUUAUAGGUGCAUAAUAUUAUACUAUAUUAUUUUAAUAUACGUUCCAUUUUAACGAGAAUAACUAAAAAUUGUCUGCCGAAAAUAAUUUUAAAACCACCUAUACCUAUACGUUAUCAUGAAAAAGUGUCCGGAAUACAUGGACCGCAAGGUGUUCGAAUUCGGAACGGAGGAUGCGGGCCCAGGACCUGCAGCAUACGGGGCCCGGACGACGGUGGGUCGCCUGAACCGAUUGCCCACCGUAGCCGGUGCACCAUCGUGCUCGAUGCACCAGAGACUGGACUUGGGCAACGAGACCGAGGGGCCAGGGCCGGUAGUGUACAAUCUGGCACAGCUGACGUGCCGUGGUCGAGCCAUGGCGCCACGGUACAGCAUGGCCAAGAAACUGCCUUUCGACGGCGACAUGGACAACCCGGGACCGGCGGCGUACAAGCCUAGAGUCCCGGUCAAUGGUCCGGUACCCAAGAUGCUGUUUCGGAUAAUCGACCCAGAUCCCAGAGCCGUCAACCCUGGGUCCAACGUUUACAAGUUGCCGUCAACACUGUCGCGCAAAAAGAUUACGCUGGCCAAGAAAAUCGACGAAAUCAUAGACAUCAAAUCACCCGGUCCGGUAUAUCAAACGGUGCCUUUGAACAAAUACAAAACGAAAGCGCCCCAAUACAGUCUGUCGAAGAAAUUCGAAAACCCUCUGUUGGCCAACGAGAUGAAUGGCCAAUCGCCGAGCCCGCAGGCAUACAAUCCCACGCUCAAGUACAAGUACAAAGUUAUGCCGAAGUUUUCGUUCGGGAUGCGGCGUCCCGAUAAAUUUCCACCAUUAGUGGUGUGUGGCGACGAUGUUAAAAUACCAAAAUAAACGGUUUGUAACUAUAUUUCCGUCUAAGGACCUCGCCGUCGCGUGUCCGUAGCGUAUAAAGGCACUAUCACGACAUAAUAUACCUACGUCCUACAGGGUAUACGAA
Metopolophium dirhodum (rose-grain aphid) is the source of this 1006-nucleotide messenger RNA. RefSeq names its product ciliary microtubule associated protein 1B-like. The coding region runs from base 166 to 900 and encodes 244 amino acids. The transcript is spliced from 2 exons. Lineage: Eukaryota; Metazoa; Arthropoda; Insecta; Hemiptera; Aphididae. The record is from RefSeq and is a predicted model, not a curated record.